Molecule: messenger RNA, 2220 nt
Organism: Armigeres subalbatus
Lineage: Eukaryota; Metazoa; Arthropoda; Insecta; Diptera; Culicidae
Product: zinc finger protein 260-like
Exons: 4
Coding region: 117-2210 (697 amino acids)
Biological process (GO): regulation of transcription by RNA polymerase II
Cellular component (GO): nucleus
Molecular function (GO): zinc ion binding; RNA polymerase II cis-regulatory region sequence-specific DNA binding; DNA-binding transcription factor activity, RNA polymerase II-specific
Source: RefSeq, a predicted model, not a curated record
UGAAAAUAAAUAAAAUUUCGUUUACAAACAAACCUGGGAUGUUCUUUCGAUUUUCAGAGUAAAAUUUCGUGAAAAAAGUGAAAAACCUUCGUAUAUUUUAUUGGAACUUGUCCACUAUGGAAACUGCUGUGCAGCAACCCGUGAUAUCAAUGAAAACUCAGGAAAGCACAGCGUCAAGGUGGACAUUAAACGAUUUCUGCCGCACCUGCCUACUACGGAAGGAACCCUUGCUGCCGCUGACUAGUGACUUUAACGGUACCAUGAUCCCGGAGAUGCUUUGGAAGGUGUCCGGUACGCUACUUAAUGUGCUCGAGCAGCUACCGCGGACCAUUUGCGAUCACUGUUUGGCCAAACUGGACCUGGCGUACAACAUCGCACAGGAGUUUCGGAAACAAGAGGAACUGCUGAGAAGUUUCUGCUGGAAGGGCGCAUUGAUCGAACAGUUGGACGGGUUCCAGAAAACCGAGGAUGCCUUCAAAGUGCCAUACUCGGACGAGGUGCUAGAGAAAUUAACACACGCGAAACAGCAGUUCAGGCGAACUGAGACAAAUACGCCAGUAGAGGUAUCAGAGGAGUGUUUGACUCCAACUGUCGAGGAAGUGGGGGAAAUAUCCGAAUUUGUGGAAGAAGGAACCUCAUUGGAGAAAGAAAACCCGCCAGUGAUAAAGGAAAAAUCUACAUCUGUAAGGGACGUGGUACCAUCUGCAGAUGAAAUAAUUCCACCAGCAGAGCAAGUUGGUGAUUACUGUGUGGAACAAUUGGACGAUAUCAUAGAAAUGGAGAAUGAUGUGAUUGAAGAGGAUAUUCAAGCGGAUGACCAUUUCGAGAUGAUUGUCGACGAAUCUAGUACAGCUACAGAAAGUUCAGUACAAGAGAAGACCACCAACGUUGUUGUUCCGGAAGAACAUUCUAUAAACGAUGAUGUACAUGUAAAGAAGGAAGAAUCUGAUAAUGAAACGGUGCAAUCGGAGGUUUUUUCCAUGUUGAUACCUAAGGAAGAAAAUGAAGAAUGGAUAGAAACAGAAGAACGACUAUCGGAAGGAAUAGGAGAUGGUAGCGAUUCGGAACAAUUGGCAAUCAUAAGCUGUGGUGAAUCGGGAGAUUCCCAAGAUCGUAAUUGGUAUGGUCAGCCGCCUUCCGGCUUAGAGGUUGUAAUGAUUGAUCAAGAGGAAUACAUUCGACCAAUCCAGGGAGAAUCGAAAUCAAGGAAUCAAAGUAUGAUGGAAAAAGAACCGACGAAUCCAUCUGAACAAAAUUUGAAAAAAGGAACCAAUGCCGAUGGUUUAUAUGAGUGCAAAUUAUGUGAUCGCACUUUCUCUGUGCAGAAAACGUAUCUGAAUCAUCGACGAAGUCAUGAACACGUUUUUCACGAGUCGUUUAAAUGUCAACAGUGUGAGAAGGUCUUUGGCACGAAAAAUCGUUUGAAGCGACACGAGGAGAUCCACACCCGAGACCUGUCCUGCAAAGUGUGCGGUAAAGAAUUCUCAAACGGCCAUGAACUGCGAGCUCAUCAACCGCUCCACCUAAAAGGCAAGCGCAAAUGCUCGUCGUGCGAUUUUGUGUCGUACACAAGGGAACAAAUGAAGGAGCAUGUACGAACGAGUAAAUGUGCGAAAUCGCACAAGCCGCCGCCGAAACCUCCCAAGCUGAAAAAUACCAAUUGCCCAUAUGAAGGAUGUAGCUACAAAGCCACUACGUACGGCGCGAUGUAUGUGCAUAAACGAGCCAAGCAUCUGGCGGUGUUCGAGUGCGAAAUUUGCGACAAAAAGUUUGCGUUCGCCAAUCAACUCAAGCAGCACGAAUCGAUUCACACCGGUGAGAAGCCCUUUGAGUGUGACUUAUGUGCGAAGACGUUUCGGCGGUUGUUCAGCUUCAAAGAGCACAUGGCUAUUCACGAGGGUCAGGCAAUCUAUGAAUGCGCCAUUUGCGGCAAAGUGUUUUCCCGGCCUCGGUACCUGGCGGCACACGUGGCUACGCACUCCACGAAGCGGCCGUUCGAUUGCACGAUGUGUGGCACCAACUACAAGACGAAAGGCGAACUGACGAAACACAUCCGGGCGAAGCACGAAUCGCUGGAGUACGGCAACAGUACCGAUCUCAUAGAGGAGGAUUACGAUUACUUUGAGGAUGAGAUAUACGUUGAACGUAGUUAUUCUGAACACGACGUCAACCAUCAUUUGCCGAAUGGAGCAUUCAUAACUUUUAAAUAGCUUCGCUCCC